UUGAACUGGGGGACACGCUGGGAUUGUACAGGGCCGAGAAUACGUAACAUUAUCUUACAAGACUGCAGUUCACAGUGGCGGUGCCAAGGACAUUUAAACACAGUGUAGUAGAUAGGGUCCUGAGGAGAUGCCGCUGAGGUUCCGGUCCUUUGUCCCGUACACACUUCCUGGGGUCCUAGCGCUAAUAGGUUGGUGGUGGUACAUCUCCCGUAAGAAAGGACGGAUCACCAGCCAUGACAGCCAAGAGGGGGGAUCGGUGAGCCUGUUGGCUUCACCUAGCGAGGGCAGCAAUGGGAUGGUGGACAAGGGUUGCCCGUCUGCGGGCGGCACACACCGUAGGACGAGCAGAGACAAAGCGAAGGCCAAAGAGCAGAAGCUUGUAGAACAGCAGGAGGUUGUAGCACAAGUCCACGUCCCAGCCUCAAAGGCAGUGUCAGAAGAACAGCCUUCUCUGGCCACAACGCUGCAGAGAGAGCUGGAUUCCCUUCCCCAUAUCGAUAAAGCGACAAUAGAACCUCAGCAGAGCCUUCCGGAGACUGUCAGGCAAAAACAGCCCGUCUUAACCGCACACCUCUCAGAGACGGUGGGCGGCAAGCCUCAACAGAAGGGACCAGAGGGAAGUGUUGUUGGCGAUCUAGAGCAGUCACUUGCAGGAAGAGAGCCAACCAUCACUGCCUUGGAUACACAGUCACUGGAGAAGACGGUAAACAGAGAGGAACCUACCACCAAGGAGUCCACCCCAGUACCUGUUGCUGUCUCUGGAGUAGUCAGUGCAGUUACCACCAGCGCAGAGCUGGCGAAAGCGGAAAGACCGGAACCGGAGGGGGAGGUGGCUGCAGAGGAAAUUACUCUUUCGUUUGCGGAAAACCUGCAAGCCGACUUGGCGAAAGACGGCCUCUCUUCCACCAAACAAGAAUUACCCCCCACAGCUGCUGAAAGAGAUCUGUCUGCUACCCCCCUUGCAUCCAAACAAGAACCUUUCUGUCCAGAGACCCCUUCAGCGCUUGCCUCACCUUCUCAUUUCUCCACCAGCACACCUGCCACUGAGGCUUCCACUGCGGAGGACUUGGGCACUCAGCAGCUCCAGGAGAAUGGAGUGCCGGCUCAGCCAAUGGAGGGAGGUGAAAGCAUAGAGGAGCUCCAGCGCCUCGCGGCAGGUCUGAUCACAGAGGUCAUCUCGGCAGCCACCCAGGAGGUCAUGACGAUUGACAGCCGCGAGGCAGAGUCGGGAAGUUUUAGGACAACGGAGCCUGGAAGCAGCGGCACGCCGUCCUUCAACGGGAGGCUGAGUGGAGUACACGAAGAAGUUGCGAGGGGAAGGACGCAGCCCGUGACUGAGAGGACCUCUUCCUCAGUGACCCACACAGAUAGGGAAGAGGUGGUUAAUGGCUGUCUAGCAACUUCAGCGUGGGAUCCACUGAAGGACACUAGCAGCAAGUCUAAGGAGAGUGAGAGGAGAGGCCAUUCAGUGAGGAGUGCACAAGGAGUCCUAGAGGCCAGUCCGGUGUUGGCCAAGCUCCAGGCUGAAGACGCGGCAGCAGUGGCGGAAGAUUCCGGAUGUAGCACGUGUCAGUCCGAGGACGGCACCAGCACGGAGGACCUCCUUCACAGCUCUGGGUUGUCCUCGGCGUUGCCUGAGAGCAAAGAGGACCUCAUGCAGAUAUCAGGGAUGUCAAGGGAUUCGGAAGGCAAGGAGGAGAGCUUUCGGAGAAGCCCUGGGGUUGGAGCCCUCAAGGAGAUUACAUCGCCGUUGACGACGGAGCACGUUGCUGCUGCCGCUUCUGCGGCGGCCGCUGCCGAUGAGACCAGGCUGAACGGCACAGGCCUCAGGAACGGAGCACACACAACCAAUGAGACAGACGCUGACCAGUCUGGAGGUUCAGAUGUGAACAGCAUGGAUUCAGUGGACAGCGGAUGCACCUUGGGGACUGGAGAAGGCCAACAGAGUGGCAGCCAAUCACAGAACUCUGAACUCAUUGUGUGGGAGAUUGAGGUGCCAAAGCAUCUGGUGGGCAGACUGAUUGGAAAACAGGGGAGAUAUGUGAGCUUCCUAAAACAGAGCUCCGGAGCAAAGAUCUACAUCUCCACUCUGCCUUACACUCAAGAGUUUCAAAUCUGCCACAUAGAAGGGACACAACAGCAAGUGGACAAAGCUCUUGCUUUGAUAGGAAAGAAGUUCAAAGACUUGGACUUGACCAACCUGUAUGCACCACCUCCUCUUCCCCUCACGCUGCCCUCGCUACCCAUGACGUCCUGGCUCCUGUUGCCGAGUGGCGUGACAGUGGAGGUGAUCGUGGUGAAUAUUGUGUCAGCGGGUCAUGUGUUUGUCCAGCAGCACACUCACCCUACGUACCACGCCCUACGGAGCUUGGACCAGCAGAUGUUCCUGUGUUACUCUCAGCCUGGCACACCUGCCCUGCCCACUCCUGUUGAAGUGGGUGUGAUCUGUGCUGCACCAGCUGUGGAUGGAGCAUGGUGGAGAGCACAGGUUAUCUCUUUCUACAAAGAUUCCAACGAAGUCGAGAUCCGUUAUGUCGACUACGGCGGUUACGACAGAGUGAAGAUCGAUACCUUGCGUCAGAUAAGAUCGGACUUCGUGACGUUACCGUUCCAGGGCACGGAAGUGUUAUUGGACAACAUCGCCCCUCUCCCAGGAGAAGAUAGAUUUUCAGCUGAGGCUAACUCUGCACUUGAGGAGAUGACGAGAGGGGUAGCUUUGCUUGCACAGGUUACGAAUUACGACAAUAACACAGGCCUGCCGUUAGUACAGUUAUGGAACAUGGUUGGAGAUGAGCUUGUGUUGCUGAACCGCACCUUGGCAGAGCGAGGCUUUGGCACCUGGGUGGACAGCUUCUAAAUCCACUC
This is a messenger RNA of Chanos chanos (milkfish), 2865 nucleotides long. It is a transcript of the gene akap1b, whose product is annotated as A kinase (PRKA) anchor protein 1b. NCBI's taxonomy places the organism in Eukaryota, Metazoa, Chordata, Actinopteri, Gonorynchiformes, Chanidae. The record is from RefSeq and is a predicted model, not a curated record. The transcript has 11 exons. The coding region runs from base 128 to 2857 and encodes 909 amino acids. Gene Ontology annotation, cellular component: mitochondrion; membrane. Gene Ontology annotation, molecular function: RNA binding; protein kinase A regulatory subunit binding.